AUGCAGCAAGCUCGAAGCGACUGCUGGGCGAAAGAUGCGGAGUGCAGGAGGUGCAAAAAGCGCGGCCAUAGUGCGCAGGUCUGCCGGAGCGCACAAAGCUCCAGCGGCCGACAGGGACGCGAUGGGCGCGGAACGUUUUUGGUGAAGGAGGAGUUCGACGUGCUCUCUGUCGAUGCAACCAGCGGGCGCGCCGUUCACGUACCGGUGAAAAUAAAUGGUGUACCGGUGUCACCAGUGCUGGAUACUGGCGCCGGCGUCACCAUUGUCGCCUCGGAAACUUGGAGAUCGAUCGGCUCUCCAAAAUUAUCCUCGUACACCAAUCCGCUGAAGAGUUUCACUGGCCAUACCUUAAAGGUCAUUGGCACAGCGAUGGUGGAAGUGACCCAGGCGAGAACGCGGAAGACGCUGCCGCUGCCGAUUGUGAUCCCAGCGGUGUGCGCUGUCUCGGGAAACGUCCAGCUGGAGCAUAUCCUUGCCAAGCACAGUGCUGUCUUUCGCGAGGAACUGGGCCAGUGCAAGCACUAUAAAGCCCCUCUGCACCUAAAGCCAGGUGCCACGCCGGUAUUCCGCAAGGCGCGACCGGUUCCAUUCGCCUUCCGGGUGGCCGGGGAACGCGACAUUGACCGACUGGUGGAGAAGGAGAUUCUCAUACCAGUGGAGCAUGCAGAGUGGGCAGCACCGAUCGUCGCAGCGCUCGAGCGUGGUGGGGACAUCCGGACGUGCGCGGAUUUGAGCACGGGGCUUUAUGAUGCACUGGACGUGCAACAGUAUCACCUUCAGACGCCCGACGAGCUGUUUGCAAAGCUCAACGGCGGUCAGAAGUUUAGCACGCUCGACCUGGCUGAUGCCAUUUUGCAAGUGGAGCUUGAAGUCUUGACGAAGAAAGCAAGGCGCUGGUGGUGA
Paramacrobiotus metropolitanus is the source of this 903-nucleotide messenger RNA. RefSeq lists its product as uncharacterized. Lineage: Eukaryota; Metazoa; Tardigrada; Eutardigrada; Parachela; Macrobiotidae. The record is from RefSeq and is a predicted model, not a curated record. The transcript has 2 exons. Bases 1 to 903 code for a protein of 300 amino acids.